GCGGAAGCCCAUCAUGGUGAUUGGUGAGAGAUGCAACUAUGCAAGACUCCUGCAAAUUAAUUGCACUCUUCUCUUUUUUGCCCAAACAGCGAUUUCCAAUCUCUUCCCCAAAUCCUCAGCACCAGCAAAAUCGAGGCGCUCAUAGUGGGUCAUUUAGGGUACAUACUAAUGGCAAGAAGACUCCCUACCCAGCUCUUUGUAAGCAGGUUGUCAUUUUAUACCACAAAUGAAGAAUUGAAGAGGUUGUUUACCCCUUAUGGUGUUGUUAAAGAAGCUAGGCUAGUUAUGGACCCGAUAACCCGGAGGCCUAAAGGGUUUGGCUUUGUCACUUAUGACUCAGAAGUUGAAGCACAGAAGGCAAUCAAGUCCAUGAAUGGCAGGAUUGUUAAAGGAAAGCUGCUCUUUGUGGAAGUUGCAAAUACCAAAACACAAGGGGAAGGUUCCUCAUGAGGAUUAUACAAUCUCAUUUUCAUGGACAUAUGCUUGUCGAAAUGAUAGAGAUGUAUUGAAUGAUUCCUACAAGAUAUUGUUUCUUUCAAAUAAUAGUUUAGUGUCCAGUCACAAGUAUUGCAAAAUUCUUCUGAUGAACUUAUUUAGUUCCCCAAUUUGCCGAAUGGAUUGCACAUUCUUCUCUUUA
This is a messenger RNA of Rhododendron vialii, 637 nucleotides long. Its product is annotated as organelle RRM domain-containing protein 6, chloroplastic-like. Gene Ontology annotation, molecular function: RNA binding. NCBI's taxonomy places the organism in Eukaryota, Viridiplantae, Streptophyta, Magnoliopsida, Ericales, Ericaceae. The transcript has 4 exons. Gene Ontology annotation, cellular component: spliceosomal complex. The coding region runs from base 169 to 450 and encodes 93 amino acids. The record is from RefSeq and is a predicted model, not a curated record. Gene Ontology annotation, biological process: positive regulation of mRNA splicing, via spliceosome.